Messenger RNA from Soboliphyme baturini, 459 nucleotides. The record is from the annotation of a GenBank genome assembly. Lineage: Eukaryota; Metazoa; Nematoda; Enoplea; Dioctophymatida; Soboliphymatidae.
AUGGCCGCUACCGGGUCAGCAACGGUAACGGCGGAAGACCCGCCUUCGAAUUUCGACAUGAACCAAUUCCUGCGAAAUACUCUUUCGUCGUUUGUGUUGCCCGUCACCGAACGCGCGAGCGAAGCACUGACAGCUGUCGGAGCUAGUUCCCCUCCCACAACGAGGACCAUGUCCUCGACGAAGUCCGUUCCCAAUUUCUUAUCCUCUGUGGUUGCUCAGGACGAUUGUGCCUACUGUAGCCAAUUACAGCCGGUAGCCGACCAGCUGUACUGCCAACAGUGCACGAAUCUGUUUUCGAACAUGCCCGAAAGAGCCGCUAAUCAUCACCUCCUUAAGAAAAGAGGUGAUAGCAGCGCGAGCCAUCGUCUCUUGACUACCUCCUUCAUCAAUCCAACGAUGUGUCAUGUGGCGGUGCAGACGUGUGCCGACGUCAACGACGGUAUGUUACUUGUUUUCUAA